Messenger RNA from Ilex paraguariensis (yerba mate), 2013 nucleotides. NCBI's taxonomy places the organism in Eukaryota, Viridiplantae, Streptophyta, Magnoliopsida, Aquifoliales, Aquifoliaceae. The record is from the annotation of a GenBank genome assembly.
AUGAGAAAAGGUAUAUAUUCUCGAGUCUGUACCCAUCCACCCGUGAUCUCCAAUGCAAUUCUCUCCUCAACAAGGUCACUCAUGGCAAUUUUCGUCUCCCCCCAUUUUUUCACCACAUUUGCAACUUCAGCCACAUUGACCAACUCGGAAAGCGAACAAGAAGAAGAAGACGAAGAAGGGUUCAACACAUCUUGUGGCGUCAUUCAAGAAAAGGACUUUCUUCGUAAAACCCAGAAUGGAAAACUUCAUUUACUGGACCUAAUCGACAACGAUCGAAUGGAACCAGACGCGGCCCUUUACAACAAAUUGCUCAACAAGUGCACCCAGAUGAGUAAGCUCAAAGAAGGAAGAAUGGUCCACACCCACUUUCUCAAUUCCCAAUUCAAACACUACCAAGUUAUACAGAAUACAGUUCUCAAUAUGUAUGCCAAGUGCGGUAGUCUUGAAGAGGCUCGUAGAGUGUUCGAUGAAAUGCCCACUAAAGACAUGGUUACUUGGACCGCAUUGAUUACUGGAUAUUCUCAGAAUGACAGACCUGAAGAAGCGCUAGUUUUGUUUCCUCCAAUGUUGCGUCUUGAUUUAAAGCCUAAUCACUUUACCUUUUCUAGUCUUCUCAAAGCUUCAGCGGCUAGGCCUAGUGAUAGAGAAGGUAGGCAAAUUCAUGGGUUUUGUUUGAAGUAUGGUUAUGAUUUGAAUGUUUAUGUGGGGAGUGCGCUUGUGGAUAUGUAUGCUAGGUGUGGGUAUAUGAAUGAAGCAAUGUUUGUUUUUGAUGGGAUGAUAAGCAAGAAUGAGGUCUCUUGGAAUGCUUUGAUUGCUGGGUAUGCUAGGAAGGAUGAGGGAGAGAAUGCGGUUCAGCUGUUUAUGGAGAUGCAAAGGAAAGAUUUUAAACCGACCCAUUUUACUUAUUCCAGUGUUUUCACUGGCUGUGCUAGUACUGGAGCUUUAGAGCAGGGGAAAUGGGUGCAUGGCCAUAUGAUAAAGUCGGGGUUAAAGCUUAUUGCUUUUGUUGGGAACACUCUUCUUGACAUGUAUGCUAAAUCUGGUAGCAUUGAGGAUGCCAAAAAAGUUUUCGAUAGACUGAUAAGGCGAGAUGUAGUUUCCUGGAAUUCGAUGCUUUCUGCUUGUGCUCAACAUGGGCUUGGGAAGGAAACGGUGGAGCGCUUUGAGGAAAUGCUUAGGAUUGGUGUUGAACCUAAUGGUAUAGCCUUUCUCUGUGUUCUAACUGCUUGCAGCCAUGCUGGCCUUUUGGACAAAGGACAAUACUAUUUUGAGUUGAUGAAAAAAUAUCUGGUGGAACCGGAUGUUUCACAUUAUGUAACAAUUGUAGAUCUACUUGGUCGAGCAGGUCGUCUUGAUUUGGCUGAAAGAUUCAUAAAAGAAAUGCCAAUUGAACCCACUGCAGCCGUCUGGGGAGCUCUGCUUGGGGCUUGUAGAAUGCAUAAGAAUAUGGAGUUGGGUGCAUAUGCUGCUGAACGUGUAUUUGAACUUGAUCCCUAUGAUUCCGGACCCCAUGUAUUGCUCUCUAAUAUUUAUGCUUCUGCUGGUAGAUGGAGUGACGCUGCAAAAGUGAGAAAGAUGAUGAGAGAGAGCGGGGUGAAGAAGGAACCUGCUUGUAGUUGGGUGGAGAUCGAGAAUGUGGUCCACUUGUUUGUGGCAAAUGAUGAUGCCCACCCUCAGAGAGAGGAUAUCCGUAAGAUGUGGGAGGAAAUCAGUGCUAGAAUUAAGGAGAUUGGGUAUGUCCCAGAUACUAGCCACGUGCUUUUAUUUGUGGACCAGCAAGAGAGAGAAACCAAGUUGCAAUACCAUAGUGAAAAGCUUGCUCUAGCAUUUGCACUUUUGAAUGCACCACCUGGAUCCACCAUCCGGAUCAAGAAGAACAUAAGAGUUUGUGGUGAUUGCCAUACAGCAUUUAAAUUUGUGUCAAAGCUGUUGGACAGAGAAAUCAUUUUGAGGGACACAAACCGUUUCCAUCAUUUCCGUGGUGGAUUUUGUUCCUGUGGAGACUACUGGUAG